Messenger RNA from Dicentrarchus labrax (European seabass), 3015 nucleotides. RefSeq names its product lipoprotein lipase (gene lpl2a). Gene Ontology annotation, molecular function: apolipoprotein binding; lipoprotein lipase activity. The transcript is spliced from 10 exons. NCBI's taxonomy places the organism in Eukaryota, Metazoa, Chordata, Actinopteri, Moronidae. Gene Ontology annotation, biological process: lipid metabolic process. The record is from RefSeq and is a predicted model, not a curated record. Bases 126 to 1667 code for a protein of 513 amino acids.
GCUGUGUGCGCAACAGGACGCACCGACUUGAAUCUGAGAAGGAAUACACUCCCUCUUCUGCUCCGAGGCCAGAUUCAUUUAAUCCAUUGUUAAAGACAGUUAAAGGGAAAAAAGCUUCAAAAGAAAUGAAAGCGUGGCAGGCUGGGUUUCUGUACUUCGUGGUGUUGAAUGCAGCUGUGCAGUAUGUGACGUCCCUGGAAGAAGAGCUCACCGAUUCUAUUUUUGGCAACUUCCUCGACCCUCUGAAAGACUUGUUUGAUCGCAAGGAUGAGAGCAAUCAAACUGUUGCAAAAUUCUCCCUCCGCAAACCGUCCCAUCCCGAUGAUGACUUGUGUUACAUCGUUCCUGGCAAAGCUGACUCCCUGGCAGCCUGCACCUUCAACAGCACCUCCAAAACCUUCCUAGUAAUCCAUGGAUGGACGUUGAGUGGUUUGUUCGAAAGCUGGAUGGCUAAGCUGGUGUCAGCGCUGUAUGAGAGAGAGCAGACGGCCAACGUCAUCGUGGUGGACUGGCUCACCUCGGCGCAGAACCACUAUGUGGUGGCAGCUCAGAACACCAAAGCAGUGGGACAGGAGAUCGCUCGCUUCAUCGACUGGAUCGAGGAAACCACCAACAUGCCUCUUGAGAACAUCCACCUGAUUGGCUACAGCCUUGGGGCCCAUGUGGCAGGAUUUGCUGGAAGCCACGCAACCAAUAAAGUCGGAAGAAUAACCGGUCUGGACCCAGCUGGUCCUGACUUCGAGGGGAUGCACGCCCACAGACGUCUCUCCCCUGACGACGCUCACUUUGUGGACGUUCUCCACACCUUCACACGGGGCUCCCUGGGCCUCAGCAUCGGGAUCCAGCAGCCUGUCGGCCAUGUAGACAUUUACCCAAACGGAGGCAGCUUCCAGCCAGGCUGUAACCUCAGGGGGGCCCUGGAGAAGAUCGCUAACUUUGGGAUAUACGCUAUCACAGAUGCAGUGAAGUGUGAACACGAGCGCUCAGUCCACCUGUUCAUUGACUCUCUGCUGAACGAGCAGGAAGCAGCCAAGGCCUACCGAUGCGGCAGCAGCGACAUGUUUAACCGCGGGAUGUGUCUAAGCUGCCGCAAAAGCCGCUGCAACACGGUGGGCUACGACAUCAGCAAGGUCCGCAAGGCGCGCAACGUUCAGAUGUACACCAAGACACGAGCCUCCAUGCCUUUCAGAGUUUACCACUAUCAGCUGAAGAUCCACUUCUCCAGCAAAGUUAACCGUUCAGAGAUGGAGCCUUCACUCACUGUCUCACUGUACGGAACAAAGGGGGAGGCUGAAAACCUGGAGCUUAAACUAAAGGAGAAAAUUGCAACAAAUAAGACACAUUCAUUCCUGCUAGUGACGGAAAUAGAUAUCGGAGAUCUCUUGAUGUUGAAGUUUAAAUGGGAGGAGACAAACGGUUGGUCCGCCUCCAACAUGUUGAAGAUGGUUUCUUCUUGGUGGUCUGGUGACACCGACAACGCUAAUAUGGAAGUUCACAAAAUCCGCAUCCGAGCUGGCGAGACCCAACAAAAGAUGGUUUUCUGUGUAAAAGACCCCGAAGCUCAUAAAUUAACAGACGAGGUCACAUUUGUUAAAUGUAAGGAUUUGUGGAGGAGGAACUCAAAACGAACUCCAAAAAGAAUAACUCUGACCACUGAGAACCACUGACCUUAAAGAAGAGACUCCACUGUUGGACGCCCCUCCGUCCAUUCAGCACUUAGUAAAUAAUUUAUACACCUGUAACUUAUUUUAUUUCUCAAAUUAUACAACACUCUCACUGCCUUGUAUAUAUCCACAAAAGUAUGUUUGUUAUUUAAAACAAUAUGUAUGUGAAUACUGUAAAAUAUUUUGUAAAGAGCUGUUUUUAUGACACGUAUCUGUAACUUCAGUGUUGUACAAAAAGUGAAUGCCGUCAUCUUUGGUGCAGCUUUCGUUUCCAAAGAGAUGGAUACAUACAAACUCACUUCAGACCCUCACAUACUGAGAUGUUACCUUCUGCAGGUACUGAUGUCCCAUUGUGUAAAAUACCUCAAGUUAAAUUUCAUAUUUAUACCAACCACUGUGAAGGAUACUGUCCUCCUGGUGACCAUGGAGGUCUGCAGUCUGUGGCCUCUUCUCAAAAAGAGGGGAACGUAACCAUUAAGAUGAAUUUCUUUAGGUGUUUUAUGCAAUAGGGUACACUUAUACUUUAUCUACCUUUAUGUAUUAUCUGAAUAAUACAUAACCUAACCUAGAGCAUUCACCACUGUGGCUCUCAGCACUGUAUGUGACUGUGGGACCUGUAUCAGUGUGCCUUAUUGUAAACAGUCGCCACAAGUAAGUUAUUGCAAAUUGUCUUACCUUGGCGCUUUUGUUGCUGUUUUUCACCUCAGUGUGCUAUGUUAUUGUCGUUCUAUGAACUUGUACUGAAACCUCUGAACAUGCAAAAGUCGUUUGUGUUUUAAACACUUUUUUACUGCUACACCUCUGCAAGAUGUUACUUUGACACUUUUACCUCAAAGAAGACAUUUUGUCUACCUUAGUUCUAUUAAAAUGGGUACAUUUGUUGAGGAACGUGAUGCUCAUUGUGAGGUAGAAGGCACAGUUAAUAUCAGUGUUGUCCUUUUGUUGUGCUGUCUAUCUUGAGUUUCUUCUGUGCAUGUGACUUUUUAAAUCUUGACUAAUGCUCUUUUAUUCAUAAUUACAUUUCCAGUUCUGUAAGAAAUAUGUAACGUUUAGAGAGGCUCUGUAGAGAUCGGUACUGUAAUCAUUGUGACUUCAUUUCCACCUACUUGACAAAUGUGGAAAUGUUUUACUUUUGCACUGAAAACAGGGGAAGAGAUUGUUAAACCAAGUUACUUGUACAGUUAUGUAAAUACCAUUAUACAGAUGAUAGAUUUUGUAGUAUGGAACACUGUUAGUUGUAUAUUUUUACCUCUGGACGAAUUUAAUCUGUAAAAUGUGCAUUUCUAUAAUCUUUUGUAAAUAUUCACUGUACUGUGUAAAUUCUUUAAUAAACAAAAAUUGCCAUCAGAAA